Molecule: messenger RNA, 1461 nt
Organism: Drosophila biarmipes
Lineage: Eukaryota; Metazoa; Arthropoda; Insecta; Diptera; Drosophilidae
Exons: 2
Coding region: 106-1410 (434 amino acids)
Biological process (GO): apoptotic DNA fragmentation
Cellular component (GO): nucleus; mitochondrial inner membrane
Molecular function (GO): nucleic acid binding; metal ion binding; RNA endonuclease activity
Source: RefSeq, a predicted model, not a curated record
UUCAAGAGUUGGUAUUCAACCUGAGAAUAUAAAGACACCUGUUUACCAAACAAAUUAUUCAGUCGGCGGUAAGAUAGUCACCUCAGCGGUCGGGCCCCGAUAAACAUGAAGCUACACCUGUUCUGCCUGAUUUUGGGGAGCGUGAUUCUGAGAGAGAUUCGGGCACGUGAAGCGACCGCCUCCAUUCCAGAUGUGGGUCAAGUCAUUAAAGAUCUCGAUGGCCUGCAAAUUGAUGGAGCGACAUUUGAGCGAGGUGCCCCCUGCAGAGUGGACCUGCAGAGGGAUCUCCCCCGGCCGGACCAGGUGCAGCCCCUCUACCUGCGCCCCGGCUCGGAGCUCUAUUGGCUGCCCAAUGCUGACGGACACCUGGAGAUUCCCCGCGGCGCCAGCAUAGAGCUGCACUGCAGCCAUCCCUUUGCGCCCGUAAAUGGCGAGCCAUUGGAUGCGGAACUCCGCUCGAUUCAGGUGAAGUGUGUGGAGGACACCACCUUCGAGUGGACGGGGGCGAAAAUGAAAUUCCGCGACUUUGUCUGCAGCCACUCCAUUCCCUACGCCGUGGAGCGCCUGGACAGGCGUUGCGGCGAUGUCACCUCGUUCCUGUAUCGCGUGGGCUACGACACCGGAGAUGGCAGAUUUGUGGCCACCAUGGAGCUGUGCCACGACCCAAAUCACCUGCGCACCCACUACGCCAGCCAUCAGCUGACACCGGCCAAUGUGCACUUCCAGAAAAACGUGAAACGCCUGAAGUUCAGCCCCGCGGGCCAUUUCACGGGCUUUGACAUGGCCAGGAUUUACUCGGCCAAGAGGCAGGCCAAAGUGAUGGCAGCCGGCCUCAUAGACGUCAAGAGUGGGCUGUUCCUGGCCCGCGGACACCUGGCGGCCAAGGCGGAUCUGAUCUAUGCCAGCCAGCAGAGGAGCAGCUUUAACUACGUGAACGUUGCGCCGCAGUGGCAGAGCUUCAAUGGGGGUCAGUGGGCCGUCCUGGAGGACUCCAGCCGGCGGUAUGUGGCCAGCGCGGGCAUCUCGGCCAGCGUGUACACGGGCACCUAUGGCGAAAUGAAGGUGGCUGGCAGCAAAAGCCUGCACCUGACCACUGAUGCCAACAACAAUGGGCUGCUGGCCGUUCCCCAGCUCUUCUAUCGCGUCCUCAUCGACAACGGCAACCCGACCCGCGGAAUCGCUUUGCUGGGUGUCAAUAAUCCACACGCCACCCUGGCCCAGAUCCACGAGUCCUACAUCAUUUGCGAUCCCGUCGAGGAGCAGGUGGGCUGGCUGGGCUGGCUGCACAAAAGCAACGCCAAGGGUAACCUGAAGAAGGGCUAUCUGUAUGCCUGCUCGGUAGCGGACUUGGCCCGUGUGGUCGAGCAGCUGCCACGCCCCCUCCUCCAGGUGGACGAACUGCUCGCCUAGAUAGGGGCGUUGCGGUCCGGGCUUCGCUAACUUUUAAGUGAGUUCAAUAAA